This is a messenger RNA of Staurois parvus, 295 nucleotides long. The record is from the annotation of a GenBank genome assembly. Lineage: Eukaryota; Metazoa; Chordata; Amphibia; Anura; Ranidae.
AUGUAUGUGAAAUGGGUUGAUACAGUAAUGUUAUACUAUGUGAUUUUAGUGUAUUUAGUGAAUGUCACUUUUUGUCAUUUUCAAAUUCCCCGCCGUUCCGUCCCCCGUACGUCCCGACGCUCGCAGGGGACGGAACCCAGAAGACAGAUGCCGGGGACACUGCAGGGGGGACAUCGCAGGAGCGCAGGACAAGGUAAGUGAAGAACAGACCCCGGAGCAGCACCGCAUGGUAAGCCUGAGUGUAGCUCGGGGGUUACCACUUUUGCUACACUCGGGAAUACCGCCAGGGGGGUUA